Paramecium tetraurelia is the source of this 996-nucleotide messenger RNA. RefSeq lists its product as uncharacterized. Gene Ontology annotation, molecular function: MAP kinase kinase activity; ATP binding. NCBI's taxonomy places the organism in Eukaryota, Ciliophora, Oligohymenophorea, Peniculida, Parameciidae. The transcript has 4 exons. Gene Ontology annotation, biological process: MAPK cascade; protein phosphorylation. The record is from RefSeq and is a predicted model, not a curated record.
AUGAAAUUAGAUAUUAAUUGUUGUGAAGAUGAUGAUAUUAUGAAUCAAUUCUCCGAAAAUGGAUCACUCAUCUUCCAGGGUUUUAGAUUGAACGAAAAAGGAAUCAAAUAUCAUAAGCAAUGCAAAAAAGAUUAAAAAUAACAAAACAUAACUCUUAAUGAUUUUCAACUAGUCACCAAAUUGGGAUAAGGAGGUUUUGGUAGCGUCGAAAAGGUCUAACUCAAAGGAACUCAAGAGAUGUAUGCAUUGAAAAAAAUUAAAUUUCUAUCUGAUACUAAUCAAGAAAAGUUAUUGACAAGAGAAUUGGAUGCUUUAAUCUCUUGUGAAUCCGAUUUCAUAGUAUAAUGUUAUGGUGCAUUCUAUUCUCAAGGAUAUAUUUGCAUUUGGCUUGAGUAUAUGGAUUUAGGCUCCUUGGACAGAUUACUGCAAAAGGAUGGACUUAUCAAGGAGCCCAUGAUGAUGAUGAUCACUUAUAAAAUACUAUAAGGAUUGGAUUACUUGCAUUAUAAACACAAAAUUAUCCAUAGAGACAUCAAACCACAUAAUAUAUUGAUUAAUUCUGAGGGAAAUGUAAAAAUUGCAGAUUUUGGUAUUUGCUAAACAGUGUCAACUGGAUAAUAUUUGAAUACUUAUAUUGGCACAGCCAUCUAUAUGUCACCUGAGAGAUUGCAAUCCAUGAAUUAUGGAAUGGAUGCCGAUAUUUGGAGUUUAGGUAUCAUGCUCAUAGAAUGUUUGAGUGGACAGCAUCCCUUUAAGAAAAAGGAUUACUCGUAGAUUUAAUAAAUGAAACAGAUCAUGGAGUUUGACGUCGAAUAAUAUCUUUAAGAAUAUAAUUGGUUACCUGAAACCAAGGAGAUUAUUUAGAAAUGUUUGCAUAAGGAUCCUAAAUAAAGACCAACCGUUAAGGAAUUAUUGCAAAGUAAACCUAUGCAAAUGGCCAAAAAUAUCAACGAAUAAGUAUUUCAUUAAUGGUUAAAGUUAAAAUUCAAGUAAUGA